CAUUAAUUUAGGAAAUGGCAAAGAAAUUAUAAGCGUGAUUUUUCUUAAGCAAGAAGUUAAAAAAGAACAGGAUGGAGAAAGAAACCUUCAGGCUUCACCGUCAUCCUCAACCCUGCAUAUUUGGUUCGCAGUUUUGUCCAGGGCCCUGCCCCUCUCACCAUUCAUUCACACUUGUGUCUCUUUGUCUCUCCAGCUUCGCUUCGGCCUCAUUAUAUGACUCGUUCCACGUCCCAACAUUUUCCACAAAGUCUCUCUCCUUCCGUUUCCUUCGUCUUUCUCUCCCAUUCACACAGCUCACUUCUCGUGUUGUGACCACCCACAACAAUUUCCUUCUGUCGUUUCGCGGCGCUGCAUGUAGUUCUUAGGCAUUUUCCCUAAUCUACCUCCCGGCAUCACAAUAAGAGUAUCGCUAUCCCCAUCCAAUUUCGCUAACCGUCUUUCAUAAUUUUUCGAUUCGAUCUCCAAAAGUUGCUCUGGACAAUAUGUUCGACGUUGCUUUUUCGCACUGCUCUUUCGGUAUCGGCAGGCUCUGGCUUCUGUGAUCCGAUAGAACCUUUGUACAAAUCUGGGAAUGUCUGAAUUGGUGGCUCGUACCGGUCGUCACCAACAGCGUUAUGACUUAUUAUGAGGCCGGUUGCCGCCUCGUUGCUGGUUCAUAUUUUGUGUCGUUACAUGUUAGUAGAUCUUUGAAGGGAAAGCAGCUUCUAAGGUGAUUUAUCCAGGAAGGACGGAAUUACAGUGAGCACUGAGCCUCGAGCCGUUUCAUACAUGUCCCCAAUAACUUCAACCAGCAAUUUCACGAUGCAGAAACGAAAAUAUAUAUAGAUAUGAAAAAUCACUCUUGUAUUACUGAAGAUGAAGAGAGUCAGAGACUAAUGGCGAGACUGUGAGCUGACUGGCCUUCAAAAUAUUCUGACCUACAAAUUGAUUGACAGGUGUAUUCCCUUGUAUAGAAGUUCUCAUGAGAAUGGUGAUGGUGCAUCUGAAAAGACUUCGAAAGUGGUGAUGGUCAGCUCAGCUAGCGGACCUGGUCUAGUGUUUCCAAAGGGGCGAUGGCAAAAUGAUGAGACUGUUGAGGAGGCUGCGGCCGGAGAAGCUCUAGAAGAAGCUGGAGUUCGGGGAGAACUCCAGGUGAGGGAUUUUCUAGGGCAUUACAACGUCAACAGUAAUAAGACCCUAAAAGAUGAGUUUUGUCCGGAAGGUUUAUCCAAAGCAGCCAUGUUUGCUUUGCUUGUGAAGGAGGAGCUGCAGUUCUGGCCAGAACAAAGCAAUCGACAGAGAAAUUGGCUAACUAUUCCAGAAGCUGUACAUUCGUGCCUACAUCAAUGGAUGAGAGAUGCUCUCAACGAAAGCUUUCUGAAAUAGCAGGCGAAUCAAUUGGCGAGAGCCUCGACCAAGGAUAAGGAUGUAGAGUUGCCAGAUUAAAGCUGAAUUGGCCUUUUAAUCAAUUGUUGUAGGAUGUAAAGUGGAUAGAGUGCUGGGAAUUUAGGAGUUUCUGCUGUUAGGAGCCUUGUUCCUGUACGGGAUAUGGACUUUAUGUCACAAUCAUAAACUCCAUUAAAUGUCUGCUAAACCGAACAAGCGGAGAUUCAUCAAGGAUCAAUCCCUAUCCCACCCUCUGGCAAGGUUUUUCCGUUGAACGAGAGGAUGUGAUGAUGGGUAUAGUGGGCAGAGGCGGCCCAAUGCUGAUAUUUGCCUGUUGGUAUUGAAAUGACGAAACGAAGCAAAGGACUUCAUAUUAGCGAGGACAAAUUGAGUUGCAAAAACCUCUCAUAUCGUAUUAGAAAAAGUAU
This is a messenger RNA of Prosopis cineraria, 1793 nucleotides long. Its product is annotated as nudix hydrolase 16, mitochondrial-like. The record is from RefSeq and is a predicted model, not a curated record. Bases 1006 to 1365 code for a protein of 119 amino acids. The transcript has 5 exons. Gene Ontology annotation, cellular component: cytoplasm; nucleus. NCBI's taxonomy places the organism in Eukaryota, Viridiplantae, Streptophyta, Magnoliopsida, Fabales, Fabaceae.